AUGAAACACAAGUUCACAAGCAAGAAACACAAGUUCACAAGCAAGAAACACAAGUUCACAAGCAAGAAACACAAGUUCACAAGCAAGAAACACAAGUUCACAAGCAAGAAACACAAGUUCACAAGCAAGAAACACAAGUUCACAAGCAAGAAACACAAGUUCACAAGCAAGAACCACAAGUUCACAAGCAAGAAACACAAGUUCACAAGCAAGAAACACAAGUUCACAAGCAAGAAACACAAGUUCACAAGCAAGAAACACAAUUUCACAAGCAAGAAACACAAGUUCACAAGCAAGAAACACAAGUUCACAAGCAAGAAACACAAGUUCAUAAGCAAGAAACACAAGUUCACUAGCAAGAAACACAAGUUCACAAGCAAGAAACACAAGUUCACAAGCAAGAAACACAAGUUCACAAGCAAGAAACACAAGUUCACAAUCAAGAAACACAAGUUCACAAGCAAGAAACACAAGUUCACAAUCAAGAAACACAAGUUCACAAGCAUGAAACACAAGUUCACAAGCAAGAAACACAAGUUCACAAGCAAGAAACACAAGUUCACAAGCAAGAAACACAAGUUCACAAGCAAGAAACACAAGUUCACAAGCAAGAAACACAAGUUCACAAGCAAGAAACACAAGUUCACAAGCAAGAAACACAAGUUCACAAGCAAGAAACACAAGUUCACAAUCAAGAAACACAAGUUCACAAGCAAGAAACACAAGUUCACAAGCAAGAAACACAAGUUCACAAGCAAGAAACACAAAUUCACAAGCAAGAAACACUAG
This is a messenger RNA of Procambarus clarkii (red swamp crayfish), 789 nucleotides long. RefSeq lists its product as uncharacterized. The record is from RefSeq and is a predicted model, not a curated record. NCBI's taxonomy places the organism in Eukaryota, Metazoa, Arthropoda, Malacostraca, Decapoda, Cambaridae.